This is a messenger RNA of Dreissena polymorpha, 475 nucleotides long. RefSeq lists its product as uncharacterized. The coding region runs from base 48 to 365 and encodes 105 amino acids. The record is from RefSeq and is a predicted model, not a curated record. The transcript has 4 exons. NCBI's taxonomy places the organism in Eukaryota, Metazoa, Mollusca, Bivalvia, Myida, Dreissenidae.
UUUCAAGCGAAAAGCAAAAUGUUCCAUGAAAUGGGGCGCAGAAGACUAUGAGGAAAGAAUUAUCAUUACCAGAGAUGGUUCAACUGAUGGAACAUAAUCCAACCACAAUAAAAAGAUUUGGAUUGCGCAAGUUUUGCAGUGCUGCCUUUUACCUGAUGGUGAAACUAGUUCCGGCAAUAAAUCCGAGUCAGGUUCUGGCGGGGAACAAGCAUGACAUAAAGCCUGUGCUUGAUGCCGUCAUCAUUUCUGCCUGCAAAGGUUAUGUCUGGAUGCGGUGCAAAGACCACAGCAAAACAGUUCCAGAUGACACCUCCUUCAACAAGGCCAUGACACUCCAAAAAUUAAUAGACUACUCCAGGAAAUAAAUGAAAUCAUCUUGUUUAAAUUGAGACUAAAAAUAGGGGGUGUUAGAUUGUUUAAUUUUUACCCUGUCAUAAUGUGAUCAAUUCAACAACAACAAAAAUAUUGGUACUGU